Strongylus vulgaris is the source of this 342-nucleotide messenger RNA. The record is from the annotation of a GenBank genome assembly. Lineage: Eukaryota; Metazoa; Nematoda; Chromadorea; Rhabditida; Strongylidae.
UACUCAUCAGAAGAUGAUCAGGAUGAAUUUGGGCAAGAAUUUGGAGAUCGUUUUGCAACUCUCCUUUUGAUUUUGCAAACAGCAAAGGAAGGCGGAGGAACUGUCUAUCCACAUCUGUAUCGCACAAUUAUUCCUGAAGCUGGAGAUAUUCUUUUCUGGACAAACUUAGACAGAUUAGGGAAUGGAAAUGAAAAGUCUUUACACGGAGCCUGCCCUAUCAUCGAGGGCAAAAAGAUUGCUGCUACACUCUGGAUUCGUGAACACGGGCAAUCGUUGAUGAGCAAUCCAAUGGAAAGUGGUUUAUUUGAUAUAGAAAAACUGAUAAAACCAAGAAUCAUGUAA